AUGACGGGGGGCAGCGCUGCUGAGACCGGGUCGUCCGCACGUGAUGAUAAUGAGGAUGCGCGAGCUGAUGAGAAGAGAGAAGUGCAAGAGCGAGCGGGUGAGAGCGAGCGAGACGUGAUGAGGGUGUUCAUCGGUUGCCACAGCCGGACAGUCAGCAGCCUGCCUGCCAUCGUCGCUCGGCUGACCCGAGCAGGUCGCGCUCGU
This is a messenger RNA of Strongylus vulgaris, 204 nucleotides long. The record is from the annotation of a GenBank genome assembly. NCBI's taxonomy places the organism in Eukaryota, Metazoa, Nematoda, Chromadorea, Rhabditida, Strongylidae.